This is a messenger RNA of Monodelphis domestica (gray short-tailed opossum), 13058 nucleotides long. RefSeq names its product G protein-coupled receptor 52 (gene GPR52). Gene Ontology annotation, molecular function: G protein-coupled receptor activity. Gene Ontology annotation, biological process: G protein-coupled receptor signaling pathway. Gene Ontology annotation, cellular component: membrane. NCBI's taxonomy places the organism in Eukaryota, Metazoa, Chordata, Mammalia, Didelphimorphia, Didelphidae. The record is from RefSeq and is a predicted model, not a curated record.
GUGUGUGUGUGUGUGUGUGUGUGUGUGUGUGUCCAUCCCAUAGAGCUAAGGAUUUACACAUUAUUGUAUUUAGUUCUUGUUUCUUUGUUUCUGAUCAUAGAUUUAUUAUGAGAUUUAUAACCAUACUCAUUGGUGGCCUUUUAAAUUUGAGACUGUGUUAAGCAUUGUUAUUACUUUUGGCAAACAUACAGAAUUUAAAUAUAUAUGUUUUAGGAAGAUGUGAUGAGAGGGUAGUAAACAAAUAGACAGAUGAAAGUAUGGUUUCUAAAUCCAAAAUAACAUUAAAUAAGUCUUAAUGUUUUCAUAGAAGACUCAGUGUUUUCUAAAUGAUACCAGAUCAUUCACAUGUGAGAUUUAGUUUAAUGAUGUAACCAAAACCAAAAGUGAUAUUAAAACCCAUCUUUAGAGAAAACAAAUAAUGCAUAUUAAAAGUAAACAAUACCUGGGAAAAACUUUAGGCAUCAAAGUUUGUCCUCCAUAAGAUUUUACCCUGUAUAGUGCUUUUUAUGCUGCCAAAACUUCAGCUUUGAAAAAAAUUACAUAUUUUAACUUCUAGCCCUUUCUGCACUAAGAAAUAAUUAAAUCAAUCAAUCAAUCCCCAAACACUUAAGUACUUACUACUCACCUGUCUCUGUGCUAACUAAUGGUACAAAUAAAAAAGGUUAAAAACAGUUCUUGCUCUCCUAGAGCUCACAGUUUAAUGGGGGGAACAUAUGAUUAACCAGGACCAUAAAGACAUAUUCUUCUUUGAUGGAGAAGGUUCUAGUAACUGGGGAGGGGGUUACUAGGAAAGGCAUCCUAAAGCAGGUGUUUGAGCUAAGUCCUGAAGGCAGUUGCUGGGCACUGUGAGAUGCAAAUGUGAGAAGGAUUAGCAUUUCAGGCAUGAGGCCAGAGAAGGAUGGAGUGCUUGCUAUGUGUGUGAACAUCAAGUAGAUGCCUAUGGCUAUAGAGUGAGUCGGUGAGCAUGGAGGAUAAGAAGCCUGUUAAGGGAGGGAGGGUCCAGAUGAUGAAAAGCAGAUCCUGGAAGUCACAGGGAGCCCCACCAGGUUUUGAGUGUGUUUUCAUGGUGUGUGGGGAGAAGGGGGCUGACAUAGCUUUAGGGAUAUCACUUCGGCAGCUGUGUAGAAGAGGAAUUGAAGAAGGGAGAGAGAAGUCAGGGAGAUCAAGUAAAAGGCUAUUCCUGUAGUCAGGCAAGUCAUGAUGAAGGCCUUAGCUAGAGUGGGAGCAAUUUGAGAAGGGUAUGCAUAUGAGGGAAGUUGCCAAGAUGUGGUAAUAGACUGGGUGAUUGAGAGUAAGGAGCAGAGGAUGAAGUUGCUUUUGUGAGCUUUGGUCACUUGGAGCAUGUUGGUACCUUUGAUAGUUACAGGGAAGUUCAGGAGGAUUUGUAGGAAAAUUGAUGAGUUCUGUUUCAGUAUUAGAUUGGAAAACCAUGUCAGCAUUUCUGGAGUGCUUCAUUUUUUUUUAAAGGGUAAGCCUCUUUCGUGACUGUCAAAAGAAUAUUCUUUCUCCCUGGUUUGGCUCAUUUGACCAAGUGGUAUGACUAAUCUAGGCCUGAGAUCAUAGCUAGCCAGGGCAGUUCCAAACAGUUUUUAACUGGAAUUUAACAGUGAUUUCUUUCUCACUUGGACAUCUAACUUGUGUCUGAGAUGUUGUCUGUAAGUACAAAUGCUGACCCCUGAGCCAGGUAUACUGAGACUGUGUGAAAGCAGGCACAGACUAAAUGCUUUUUCUCUUCCCACUCUUAUCAAAGGCCUUUUAGGACUUUCAAUAGACCUCUCUCUCAUCCUCAAUGGGACUUUACUUCAACAGGUUUCCAGUAUUCUUCUUAAAAUGCUCUAUUCUAGCAUGACACAAUUUUCUGGGCAUUUCUUGAAAGCCAUUUGGGUGAUUUUAGGUGACUGGCUUUGUGCUGGUCAAGGGAAUUGUCAUUUUGUAAGGGCAUUUGGGAUGCUAAGAGGUUGGGAAAAGUUUUAAUGUGGGAGAGGCCCUCCUAAUUGGCUUUUAAUCACUUUUUCCAGACUUAAAUCCACUUAGGAAUUUAAAUUUCUACUUUGUUAAAAAAAUAAUUAAUACGUAGCAGUUUAGUUCACUAGAGCUUAGACAUUAUGCUUGUAGGGGCAAGGAUUCUGGAUUUGGAGUUAUUGCCCUUAGCUAAUACCUGGUUCUAAUUCUUAUUACCUGUGUGGCCUCAGGCAAGCCACUUAUCCUGUUUAGUUCCCAGUUUCCUCAGUAUUAAAAUGAUUAGGUUAGAGUAAAUGAACUACAAGAUCCCUUCCAGAUAUAAUUCUAUGUUCCUGUGACUUCAAUUCAGUAAACAUUUAUUAGGUGGCAUAAUAGACAAAGUGCUAAGUUUAAUAGCCAGGACCAUAGACACUUAUAAGCAAUGUGGCUAUUCAGUUCACUUAACCUCUGUCCAUCUCAGUUUCUUCAUCUGUAAAAAAAAAAAAAGUUUAAUAAUAACCCUCCCACUUGAUAUCUGUUAGUCAAUCUUAAUUAAUUAGCUUUUAGGAUUGGGUGUUUACUAAGAUGGUACAGUGAAAACAAUUGGUACAAAACAUCCUUCCAGAAGCCUGAGACUUGCUCUUCAGCCAGUCAUUUGGUAAGUAUUUAUUGUAUCUAUUGGAGGCUAGGCACCAUGCUAAAUGCUGGGGGAAAGUAGACCUAAGCUUAGCAUGUACACAUAUGGCAAAAGGAGUCAACUGACAAAGCCCAAAAGUCCUUUUUGUUGAAGUCCUCAAAAUGUUCCCCAAAAAGUUUGGGAAAACUUUUCCACUAGGUUCACUGUAGCAUCUUGAGUCAUCUUUACUCAUUUCCUAUAGCUUUGUCUUGGCCCCUAAUGUAGACUUUGCUAUUGUUCCAAGGAUGCUGAAUGGAAGACAGGAAAUUUCUCAAUCCUCCAGUCUUCAAACUUUUCAAGAUCUUUCUCUAACCCAAGGAUAGGGCUGCACCCUAGGCUGAGGCAUCUUUCAUGCCUUCAGGUGAUUCCUCCUCAGGGGUAGCUCUCUUUUGUUGUACUAUAGCAUUUGGCAGGCUGAAAGGAAUAAAAUAAUUUUCUCUUUCCAAACAUAAUAUUUCAGUGAAUUAAAUGAAUAUUCAAAAAUUUCAUGACUCUUGGGGAAAUAAAGAGAUUAAGAUAAGUUAACUAGAUCCUUGAUUUGGAUGUGGAAUUUAAAGCUAUUUAAAAAUUUUGAAGUUUAGAUUUUAUUCUGGUGAGCAUUAUGUCCUCUAAGUGAAUCCCCCCAAAAUAGCAACCUGUCCAAAAAGUGUGCUGAUGCUUCCUCUCUCCAUUUUAGUUGCAAGUACUUCACCCACACAAAUUAUUCUAGUGCUUCAAUCAUUUAAGGAAAUGGUCAAGAUUUCUAAAUUCAGAAACUAGGAAAAGAAUAUUGUGAAAACCAAUCUUUUAUACCUUAAGAUGUGUGCAUACACUGUCUAUUUCUUUAUUGCUACUUGUUGGACAGCCAUGCUCUAAUGGUGAUUCUAUACUGAUGAAAUGCCUCCAGUUUCGCUAUUUCCUCUAUUGUUUCUACUCAAUAUCCGUUUGAUCUUUAUUCUAUUUGUUAAAUUGGUUUUAUUUGUAGCCCUCAGGGACUCUGUUAAUAUUCCCUUGAAAGGUUUCUUGGCCCUAAUUCACCACCUAGAGAAAGGCUAGGGAAGUUAAUAAUGAGAGUAAUAAUUAAAAAAAUGACAGUAAUUAAUAUUCAAAUAAUGUCCACUCUAAACAGAUUCCUGGAAUUUGAAUGUAACUAUAAGUUAAGAUCCAUGUAUAAAAUGGCUAAAAAUAACUGAGAGAAGAAAAGAAAAUGAUAUUAGAUUUGAAGUAGAAAGGAUCAUUUAAGGAAAAGAAGUGAAAGAAUUAAUUAGGAGUCCCAGAAGCAUUCCCAGGAGAAUAUUGGUAGGGCAGAUGGAAAAACCCCACUGAAUCUGGAGUUUCAGGACCUGAGUUCACUUCCCUGUUCUGCCAUUUAUUAGUUGUAUGAGUUUGAGCAAGUCUCUGGGAUGUGGUUUCCUCCUUUGUAAAAUGGUAGUUUGGAAUAGAUCACUAAGAUCUCUUUUAACAUUAAAUCUAGAAUCCAUUUUGUAUUUAGAGUAGUGUACCAUCCCAAAAUUACCAUUGAAAUGGAUUUUUUCUCCUUGCAUUUAGAAGUGCAUAUAAUAUAGACUGUUAAAUUGCUUUUCAUUCUGUUAUACAAGGUGUCCCAAAAGUCUUCGUGUAGUUAAAACCCUCAUGCAAAUCUAAGUCAUUUAGUAGUUUAUUUUCAUAUUUUUCCAAUGUGAGAAACAAAGUCAUAUAGAUUCUUGUUAGUGAUUAAGGGCAUAAUGUUUUAAAAGUUAUGUAAUGAGUAUAUAUUUUAGUUAAUUUAUUAGACUUGUAGAUUUUUAGUGGGAAAGGGACUGAAGAAAUUAUAUAGUUCAACAUCUUCCUUUUACAGAUGAGUAAACUUCAAUAAAUUGUUGAGAGACACAGUCAACAAUUAAACAACAAUUUAAUAGGCAUCUACUGUUUGGCUGUCACUAUUAGGCACUUGGGAUACAAGGACAAAAACAAGCAUUCCUCACCUGCAGCUCCUGAUGUGGGGAGGAGACAAUAUAUUUGUAUAUAGGUACCUAGAAAAUUGACAAGACAACUAGAUGAGAAGACAUUUGUAUCUCUGGGGAUAAGAAGCCUGAAAAGACUUGAUGUAAAGAUGGUGUCUGAGCCAACUUUUGAAGGAAAUUCUGUAGAGGCAAAAUUGAAGAAGUAUAUCAUUGACUUGAAAGAACACCAAGAUAAGACAGGAAAACAGGAGGUAGAAGGUGUUGUAUAGGGAAUAGCAGCAAAACCUGAACUUCAGAAUAUGGGAAGGGAGGUGGGAGGAAUAUCCAACAAGACUGGAAAGGGAGAUGGACACCAGGACAUAAAAGGCUAUUAAGACCAAAAAGAGCAGUUGAUAUUUAAUCAUAAAGGCAAUAGGGAGCCAUUGAACUUUAUUGAGUAGAGGAGUGACAUGGUCCCACCUGAAGUUUAGGAAAAUCACCUUAGCAGUUGUGAUGAGUAUAGAUUGAAGGGAGGAGAGACCUGAGGGAGAGAGAUCCCAAGGAGGUUGGUAGUCUUGCUGAGAGGUGCUGAAGACCCACUUGAACCAGGGAUGGUGAAUAUGUAAGUAAAGAGAAUAGGACAUAUGAGAGAGAAGGGACUCGAUUUGGCAACUGAUUAUUUAUAUGGGGUGAAGGACCUGUGAAUCUGUAAAGAUUGAGAACAGACCAUAAUAGGAUCUUGUGGAUAGAGAAGAGACCCUAAUAGGAUCCUGCAGUCUGAUGGAGAGGCUAGCCUGGGGGCAGGGAAGAGUCAGCUGAGGAUUCUGGGAAAGAGAACUGACAGCUGAGAGAAUUCUGAGCAAUGGACACUUCAGCCUUGGAAGAUACCAGAGAAUAGCUUUUUCCUGAGGGUCAGGGAAGAUAUCUGAAACUUCGGGAGGGAGGAAAAACCUGAUUUCCUUCUUGUGUAUCUGUCUCCAGCUUGAAAUCCUUCACAACCUCCCUUCACUUAUCUCCUGCUACUCAAGUCUGAUAAGAAGUCAGUUGGACUCUAGUCAGAGCUAAUCUGCCGUUUACUUUUGGGUCUCCCCCUUUUCUGCUUUCCAUUGGAUAGAUUUAUAGAGAUAUUACUUUAAACUAGUGUCAUGCAAGAAAAUAAGAAGCAAGGUGUUGGGGAAAAAAGGCUUGAGGCACAAAGGCUCUGGCCAAAGACCUUUGAAAACCAACUACUGGAAAAUAUAGUUGUUAAGGCAUCCCUUAUCCCUCCAUCCUACUGCCUGGCCCCUCUAACCCCCUUGUUUCCUGUCUCUUCAAAUAAAUUUCGGUUUAUGUCAGUUGAGUUUGGUUGAGGUUUUCAUAAGAAGAUAGAGGUUGGAUGAAUAGUGAACAAGACCAAAGUAAGUCUUGUUUCAUCUGUAACAAGCAAAGAUUCAGCUUGUCACUGAGCUUUAUAGAGAAGGGUUCAAUAACAAAAAACCCUUGAUCUUGAAAGGACUGUCUGGGAAAGAACAUCCUUUCCAGCAGUGGAGCCCACAUUGAAGACUCAGCGAUAUAGUUUGUGGAGUAUCUUUGGGAAGAGAGGUAGACAGAUUCCUCUUGUCUUUCUCUCUCUGAGUAAGCCAAAGCUCUAAGUCACUGGACCUUGGGGAAGGAGAGACACAGCCCCUUUCCUCAGACCUUUUAGUUUUUCCUCACAUCCCUUUUCCUUCACAUCUCCCUUCAACCUCUCACUGGAGAAACACAUCCAUUCAGUGGGUUAUAACCUUUGUUCACCCCUCUCCAUUAGUAAGAGAGGAGAGUCUCAGUCCCCUUUCUCCUCCUCUUUUACAAAUCUGGGUGUGCUUGGAAGAAUAUUUUUAAGUAGUGUAGUCAGGAUUUGAACUCAAGUCUUCUGACUGAGUGGAGUGAUCAUUCCACCAUAUAAAACUGCAGAGUUGCUCAAGUUUCAUCAUUUUAUGUUUUUGUAACUCAGACUAAAAACAAGUUCUCAGCAAAUUUUUUGUCCAUGUUUUUGUCUACAAGUUCCACUCUUUCUUGCCUUUCAAUUCACAAUUUGAAUAUUUAAGGCUUCUGAAACUGAAGAAAAGGAAAUCCAGAUAGAUUUGGUUUGGGAUGUCUCUCUGAAUGCCAAAAAUGAAACUUGUUCCCUUUAAAAUAAUUCUUUCUAGGUGUUUGUUCUCACAAUGAAGAUAUUUGCUUUCACUUCUAAAUUCACCAUCUAUUCUGCAUUUUGUCUCUAUUUUAUCUCAUUGUAACUGUAUCUGAUAUUUCUUUUAAACUACAGAGUAGAACAAAAAAUGAAACUAUUUCAAAGGUCUGUAACCAAAAGGAAAAACACAUUGUCUCUGACAUAUAGAUUAAAGUCAUUUUUUUAUGAACAAAGGAAUGAAAAACCUUUUGUAAAAAACAUUUGUUUUCUUAAAAGACCCCUAUGUUCUUCUGUAAUUUUGCUACCCAUCUCAAUGGUUGCAGUGACUCUUUUCUGUCCUUCAUUUCCCCAAUUUUGAAAAUUCUAAACUUAAGACAUUAAAGACAAGCAUUUCUUCUUUCCUAAUUCACUUCCAAACAUGAAUUGUUGAACCCAAACCGCAACAUAUUCAGAAUAGUAUGUGUUUGAAUCCAAAGUGAAAAUAGAUGUUAAGCAUCUCUGUGGAUCAUAUGAAAAAUUCUUUUGAACUUUUUGUACUCUUAGUCACAGGGAGGUGAACUAUUAGCAAAUGAUUUAGGGGAAAUUUUGAAGUUUUCAGCUCAUGCUGCAAAGAUUUUUUCCCCCUUCCACUUAACCCUUUUCCUUCUGCUUGAUCUUAAACAUUUCACAGGCAAGACUUUUGUACAGAAGAAUUAGCUUGGGAUAUUAACUCUAUUGUAUUCUAUCUUUAUUGUUGGGUAAUUUAAAUAUCAAACUUCAGCAGGGAUUGACAGGAGGAAUUGACUGUGUUUGGGGGCAAUAUGUAAAUGAUCAAUUUCUAUUCAUCAAAAUAUAACCCCUUUCAGAGAAGGAAAAUAAAUCGCCCCCAUUAGCUUAGGUUUAUGAAGGUUUGGCAUAUUUAAUAAUUAAUAAGUAUUUUCUGCCAAUAAGGAUUAAAUUUCUGCUGACUUAUUUCUUUAGCCUGUGUCCCUCAUAGUACCAUCGUGAUAGUUUCUUUGUGAGGUUUAAAGGUGCAUGCACAGAUAUUUUCGUGAGCUGUUAAUCCAUAGGGCAGAAUGUUGUAAAAGUGUUAGAUGGGAAGUACCCCUGGAAGUUCUGACAUGCCAUUAAUAUAUUAUAAGCAUUGGUCAGUUCCAUUGUCUUCAUUUGUCAUUCUUGAUCGCAGCUUGCCAUGUAAGGCUAUAAGCCUGCAUGUGCCUGGCAACUGUUACCUAGUGACAGUUUCAGCUGCAAUAGCCAUUGGCUGGGCUGUUGAUUGGGGCAGAAGGACCGAGUCACCUUUCUGAUGGGGAGCUGUUCUGCAUCAGCUCAGGGUGAUGAGAAGGAGGCGCAGGGGCUCAGGUGCAGGCAAUAAUCCAGAGAGCGCGACUGUGAAGUGAAGAAUCGCUACAGCCUCCUUGUAACUGCAUCACAGUCAAUCGGACUUCUAAAUCAGGCUGCACAGCACAGCAGCUGAUUAGAGGGGAUCUAGGUGAGAAGCGUUGCCUUAUGCUUGUAACGAGAGAAGCCCAAAGUGAUUCCUUUGAAAGAGAAGAAAUUGGCUCCUGCCAGUGGGAAAUGCGUGGUGAGGAGCAUCCUGUGGAUGGUAGAAAAGAAUAAAGCAUAAGGACUCCCCUCUAUGGCUUGGUGAUGUAUCCGAGAAAAGAACUUUAAAAAGAAUGCUUUCUAUUAAACUGCUGCAUCAGGGCUAGAGGAAAUGCUUUAUUUCUAGUGCAUGAGAUUCCUUCAGAAAGCACAGUGACAACUAACAAAAGGAUCUCUGAGGCGCUAGUACUUUUGAGAGGACUUUCAGCACAAUAUCUGAAUGACCUUGGAAACCUUUCUCUUUGGAUCGCUUUGUCCGUCCGACCAGCCCUGCCUGAUUUCCAGCAUUUCCUACUCUAGGAUUUAAAUUUGCCUCGAUGCUUUGGGGACAUUUACAAACAAGACUAUCUCGUAAUCUGCCUAAUGGCCCCCGCACUAAUUGAGCAUUUCCUCAAAAUAGAACGCAGAAAGAAAAGAAGCAUUUUCUUAACAUAUGGCUGUUCUGUAACGGCAAAUGUAAUAAACGAGGUAAUUUUCCGAUCCUAGGAAAGCUAGUUGCUGAAGUCAUUAUUUGAUAUGCUAAUCAUCUAGGGAAGAGAGACCAGGUAGAGCAGCCUAGAAGAUGAAGAUCUGACAGAAAAUAACUGAGUAGUAAACAAUGGCAGCGUUUCUAGUCAAAUCAGCAUUUUGUUAGCGGCAGAGUAGAAUGCAGUCUGAAGUUUCUAUUAUUGUUUGGGGCUUUGGAAAUGAUUAUUGAGUUGUUGCAAAGGUGAAAAAUAGCAUUAAUUGAGCCAUGCACUUUAUUGUCCUGAUUCAUUAUAUGGAAAGAGACGGACCAGCUAAUGAAAAAUAUUUUCAGUUACCAAGAUUGAGAUUGAAUGCAAGGUUGAUUUUUGAGGGGGGGAGGUGGAUAGGGGAGAGCCUAAAAAUGCUGCUGCUGCCACUGCCACCCCUACCAGGAAAGGACUAAAAUUGUUUAAACGGAAAACCGACUUAAAACUUUGUGGGUUCAUCUUAUUGGGGGAAUGUGAACUGAUUGCACAUUAUCUGCUUCCCUGGAGAUGUUUUGUUUUCCUCUCCUACAGUUGGAGGACAAACGUUUUUUCUCCCCUUCCAUUCAGCCUCUAAAGACAAUCCACUCUUUUCGGAUCCAAGUAGUGUUGAGUCUUUGGGAAUUAACCUUGACAAGAAUGUUUUUCUUACCUCUUUAAUGAAAGGAUGGAUCAUGGGAAUGAGACAGGAAUUAUCAUCUGGAGAACAAAUCCCAAAGGCAUUGCAUGCUAGAGGGAACUUUUGCUAGGUUUCCAACUAAAAGAUGUUACUAACCUCCUGACAUUUUAAUGAUUUAAAUGAAUCUAAAACAUUCAUUCACUUCAUAUCACUUCUGAUCAAGGAAGCCCAAGUCCUAGAAAGACUUUUGUCCUUUUCUCAUUAUCUCUAGUGGAUCCCAAAGAAAUUGCCUUUCUCAGGAGAAUAAACAGUCCUCAAAAGCUUUUUCCUUUCCCAUCCUAUUCCCUUGAUGACUGAAAUGAAAAGAAAACAAAAUGCCUUUCAUUUUCCAUAGUGCAAGAUAAAGAAUCUGUUGGUUUUUUUUUUUUAGAAGUGCCUUGUGUUUGUUAAAGAUAGUUUGAGAGCACUGGAGGGAGCUAAUCGGUGGCCUUCUUUUCACCUCCUUCCUAGCUCCUUUCCCCCCCACGGCUGAAGUGUGUCAGUGCUGCACUGAUGCCGAUGAAGAGACUUGAGCAGUUCUGGAAAGCUAAUCUGUGACAGAAGCAAUUGGCAGUGUCAGCAGAGACAGAGGCUGAGCCACCAAAGUGCAGAGGUUAGCAGAUGUCAGGCAGGUCGCCACUGGACUGCUGUUGUCCUGGACGCAGGGUUUCCUAAUCCCAAACCAUGAAUGAGUCCAGCAGGUUGACUGAACCAAGGGCUCACAACAUGAGCUUUGGCAAUGUGUCUGAGCAUCACUCCUGUCCACUGGGAUUUGGCCACUACAAUGCAGAGGAUGUCUGCAUCCUGGAGACGGUCAUUAUUGUCCUGCUGACUUUCUUAAUCAUUGCUGGGAAUUUCACUGUCAUUUUUGUCUUUCACUGUGCUCCACUUUUGCAUCAUUAUACUACCAGCUAUUUUAUCCAGACCAUGGCCUAUGCUGAUCUCUUCGUGGGAGUGAGCUGCUUGGUUCCCACUCUCUCCUUGCUUAAUUAUUCCACAGGUGUCCACGAGUCACUGACUUGCCAGGUUUUCGGAUAUAUCAUCUCAGUGCUGAAGAGUGUUUCCAUGGCGUGCCUGGCUUGUAUCAGUGUGGAUCGCUACCUUGCCAUCACCAAACCUCUUUCCUACAAUCAGCUGGUCACUCCUUGUCGCUUGAGGAUCUGCAUUAUUCUCAUCUGGAUCUAUUCCUGCCUGAUUUUUUUGCCUUCCUUUUUUGGCUGGGGGAAACCAGGUUACCACGGUGACAUUUUUGAGUGGUGUGCCACCUCUUGGCUCACCAAUGCCUAUUUUACUGGCUUCAUUGUUUGUUUACUUUAUGCUCCUGCUGCCUUUGUCAUCUGCUUCACUUACUUCCACAUUUUCAAAAUCUGUCGGCAGCACACCAAAGAGAUCAAUGACCGAAGGGCCCGAUUUCCCAGUCAUGAAGUUGAUGCUGCUGGAGAGACUGGACAUAGCCCCGACAAACGCUAUGCUAUGGUUUUAUUCCGGAUAACCAGUGUGUUCUACAUGCUCUGGCUUCCUUACAUUAUAUACUUUCUUCUGGAGAGCUCCCGAGUCCUGGAUAAUCCCGCUCUCUCCUUCCUAACUACCUGGCUUGCUAUAAGCAAUAGUUUCUGUAACUGUGUAAUAUAUAGUCUCUCCAAUAGUGUUUUUAGGUUGGGCCUCCGAAGAUUAUCACAGACCAUAUGCUCAUCUUGUAUGUGUUUAAAAGACCAAGACAUACAGGACCCCAAGCCCAGAAAACGGGCUAAUUCCUGCUCCAUCUAAAGAAAACUGCACAGCUAGUCAAGCUUAAUCUGAAAGUGCUUUGGAAUAGCAUUUGACACAUCCGGAGAUUUUCCACGACAGAAAUAUUUACUUGAAUAGUUCACUAUGAAAUGACAUAUAGACUAAAAGCGAUUUUUUUUUAAUGGAAAAGAAAACUAUGGAAAAGAACAUAGAAAGGGAAUACACAAGAGACAUUUAUCAUGUGAAUAUGGUUCCUUUGAAUUUGUGUGGUGGUAAGAGAAAUUUAUUAGUGAAAAUGAGAAUCUCAAAUCUUCCACAGGGCAUAAAAUAACCGGCACAUGAAAGUAGGUUCCUCCUGUGUAUCUUCCUCCCUCUUUUUAGGAAGUCAUUUCUUAUUUUUCACCUGUAUAUAAAUGCUACAUAUUACAUAUGUAGCGUGGAAUAGCCAUUUGCAUUAAAAUGUACUUUUAAAAUACAGUAGACUAGCAGGCUAUCCACAAACGAUCUCUACAAAGCCUAUACAGUAAAUGUAGCUUAAUAACUAGUCACACAACAUCCCGGCAUAUAUUUUUACAGUAUUUAUUGCUGCACAAGUGGUCAGCUAAAAGCAAAAAAAUAGAAUCAUUAUUUUUUUUAAAAGGUAGAAGCUUUUUUUCCUGUUUAUCAAAGCCUGCUAUUAUAUUCUGUAGCCUCCUCCAAAUCUCCUUCUCAGCCCCCCCUCCCUCCCCCUUUUCUGCUGUUCAUCUUUUGGUUCCUUAUUCCAGAAGUGGAUUAGUUAAUGAGGGAAUUUACUAUACAAGCUAAUUACAAUGUUAAUAACCUCUUCCUUCUAAAAAAGCAACCUAGCUGGUUGGGUGGAUGGGUGGGUGGGGGAGACGAUAUUCAUUCAACCUAUUCCAAUAGCUUUUAGAAACAUUUCAUUCCCCCCCCCCCCCCCCCAAUCCUAUUAAAUAAGUUCUGUGCCUAAUAUGGUACUUUUAAAAAAAUGAUAGCUAAAGCUUUUCUCCCCCCUUUUUUCACUAACAAGAUUAUUCUAUUCAGAUAUAAGAGAUAAACCUAGUAGUGAGAUACCAGUCUGUGCUAAUUUGAAUUUUUUUCCUUUUUCAAGUCAAAUAUUAACCCUUUUAUGUUGGGUCUACUACAUAGCUUACUAUUGUAGUUUCAGGUCCUUUGUGUGAAUCCUGCUUGCAUAUACAGUAUUUUUAAAACAAAAAAAAAUGUAAAUUAUAUUAUGUGGUCUGUGCCUAUUGUUUUCAUAGCACAUUGAAUAGGUCAAUGCUGCUUUCAGUCUGCAGGAUUGAAGUAAAAUACACAAAAACAAAAACUUGCUUUAAGAGAAAAAUACUUUUUGUGCCGUUGUUAAAUAGAUAUUUAUUAGACAAAACUGUGUUCUUGGAGGAGGUGAGACAACAAUUUAAUUAAUUAUCAAAUACAGGUAAGAGCUUCAGUAUUUCCCUUUGUAAUGAUGAUCUGCUUUCAGAUUCAGAGAUGAACUUAUUUUGUAAGUGCAUUACAUGGGUUUGUGUAAUAAAUUACUAGGGGUUCAGAUGCAGCAUGUUUGGGGAGGGUUAUUUGGGUGGGAGUUAUUGGGAGGAGUGGGGGGAAUAAACACAGGGAUGUAUAAAUCUUACUUUUGGCCCAAGCUGCCAGUCUCUCAGAUGGAUUGAAAAGUGUCUAACUUUGGAGUAUUAGACUUGUUAACAGAUGCACUAUGAUUUCCUUGUUUUACCAAAAACAAAUACAUUGAGUGAAUUGUGCCUAGGAUUCUUCACAUUGGAAGCCAACCAUGUUUGCACACCAGUGGUUUGACUUCUCAAAGGUCCCUUUAACAUGAACAUAUUGUUUUAAGAUUGUUCUGAACCCCUGUAUGUUUUUUAAAAUGUAAGAAAGUUAAAAAAUAAAGAAUAAAAUAGUAUUAUAUGUAUCCAAA